CGGUGGUGGCGACAGUGAGCGAGCAAAUCAACCCCAGGCCGCAAAAAUUUAUGGCUGUUUUCUCCAACAACCCCAGGACCUUCAGAGUUCUAUAAAAGCCAGCUUCACCCCCACAUUCUCGACCUCAUUCUUCUUCUCUCCCUCCUUUGAAUCCAGAUCCUUGCUGAGUUCGCCAUGGAGUUCAAGCUGACAAGCACCGCCACCGAGGUGCUUGACAAGGCUGCCGCUCUCGCGGCCGCCGGCCUAGGCUUGGAAGGAGAAGCUCUCGGUGCUUGGGGGACCGAGGAGAAGGCGACGGCGAUCCGGCGCUGGGCCAAGAAGCUUCUGGAGAUGGAGAAGGCUGCUGCCUCAGUCGCUCCUGAGGUAGCUGGAUCGGUUCCUCAGGCAGAGGAGAUCGGACCGGACGUCAAUCACGUCGGCGACGUGAAACGCGACGGCGGGGAUCAGUCCAUCUCCCCGGCCGUGCAAGAUUCAGCGGUUAACUAGGAUAGGCAUGCAAUCGCGAAUUGUGCCGUCCUAGAUUUAUCACAGCUCUUUUACUUUUCUUCAAUUCCAGAAAUCCAGUAUCGUUUAAUUUUCUUCAAUUGUAGCGCAACUAUCGUUUACUAUCGUUUUGUAUCGUGGAUUCGAUGAAGAUCCACCAGGAAAUUUGUCUGAAGUUCUGCUAGCAGUGUUACUCCCGUUCUUAAUUAGAUGUUAAUUAGCAUCAUAAAUGCCUUCUUUUUUAAUUCGUUAGAUCGAUGCAUCACAUCCAGACCUAACUUCA
Molecule: messenger RNA, 766 nt
Organism: Hordeum vulgare subsp. vulgare (domesticated barley)
Lineage: Eukaryota; Viridiplantae; Streptophyta; Magnoliopsida; Poales; Poaceae
Exons: 1
Coding region: 175-486 (103 amino acids)
Source: RefSeq, a predicted model, not a curated record